CGCGCCCGCCGUCGCCGCCUCCGUUGCGGUCCCGCCUCCCGUUCGCAAGAGGCCGGGAUGGCGGCGGCGGCGACACGGGGUCGGGUGCUGUGCCUCUUCGAUGUGGACGGGACCCUGACGCCGGCUCGGCAGAAAAUCGAGCCGGAGGUGGACGCCUUCCUGCGGGAGCUGCGGGAGAGGGUGCAGAUCGGCGUGGUGGGGGGCUCCGACUACGCCAAGAUAGCCGAGCAGCUGGGGGACGGGGAUGAAGUCAUCGAUAAGUUUGACUACGUCUUCGCUGAGAAUGGCACGGUGCAAUACAAGAACGGGCAGCUGGUCUCCAAGCAGGCCAUUCAGGACCACUUGGGGGAAGAGCUGCUGCAGGAUCUAAUCAACUUCUGUCUCAACUACAUGGCGCUGCUGAAGCUGCCCAAGAAACGAGGAACCUUCAUCGAGUUUCGCAAUGGGAUGCUAAACAUCUCCCCCAUCGGACGGAGCUGCACGCCAGAGGAGCGAAUCGAGUUCUCCGAGCUGGACAAGAAAGAGCGGAUCCGGGAGAAGUUUGUGGCAGCCUUGCAGAGGGAGUUUGCUGGCAAAGGCCUGCGUUUCUCUCGAGGUGGCAUGAUCAGCUUUGAUGUCUUCCCGGAGGGCUGGGACAAGCGCUACUGCCUCAACGUGCUCGACGAUGAGAGAUUUGACACCAUCCACUUCUUCGGGAAUGAGACAACCCCUGGAGGGAACGAUUAUGAAAUCUAUGAUGAUCCCCGCACAGUGGGACACAGCGUGCAGUCCCCCCAGGACACGGUCCAGCGAUGCCGUGAAAUCUUCUUUCCAGAGAGGGCAAACGAGUGCUGACUGCCAGGUCCCCACAGCCCUGCCCCAGCCCCACCUCCCCUACCCCUGCCAGGAAAAGCACCUUCAUUUGAGGAAUCUGCUCAGGGUGGACUGAAAAAAACCAAACACUUUCCAGACCUGGUUGGGAUGUAACACAUGAAUGUGGGUGGGUGUGCAAGAGGAGGCCUUUGCUGAGCAGCCCUUUGGCACUCCCCAUCUACGGUUGGGGCUUGUGACCUUCCUUAUCUCCAGCAAAACUUCUCUCUGGACAGUUUGGUCCAUGAUGGGUGGCAAUGCAGAUGCUUUCAUGGUCAGAAAGCAUUUGAAAGGGCCAGUCACAAGAGUGUGUGUGUCCGUCCUUGUACACCCUCCCCUCUUCUCUUCUUUUUCACUGUUUCUCUGAACACUUUUGCAUGAGGGAACAUGUGUCUCACCUUUCUCUCCCCCUUGCACCUUGUCUGAUGAGGAUGGGGCUGUGAAGCCCCAGGCCCUCUCAGCAGAGCUGAUCCAAAGCAAGAGGCCAGGAAGGCUGUUCGCUCCAACCCCAUGGUAGGAAGGGGUAGCUGUGACCCCUCUGCGUGUUGCAGCAUUGUGCAUCCUAAUGGAGAGGAUCACCAUGUCCUUCACCUCGGUGCCACGCUGUGUCAGUCCCUACAGGUGACCUGGGAAUGACGGUUUUAAAAUGAGUCUGCUCCUGCUCUGAGCUUUGCUCAGGUGCAUGAAGAAACUAAUUCUCUUUUUAGCUUACAAAAAAAAAAAAAAAGGCCAUCAUGGUUUUAUUUUCCAUAUUCUGCAGUUGUCAGGUCAGACCUUGCCUGGUGUGGCUGGAGGUCCCCAAGUGCCUGGUGUCUGCAGAGCACCCUGUGGAGUCAUUGAGGGCAGAAGGUUCCCAACAGUCUUCCCACCCACGUGUCCAUUAGGCAUUAUGGAUGUGUCAGUGCAAAACCUUACCCGGGGCAUUCAUAACAGAGCAAGACCCCCUUCCAUCCCAGUGCUGAGCUUUCCAUCAUGCUCCCAGAGACAUUUUCAGAGAGGACCAGCGCAGGCCAGACCUGGUUUCUAGUGCCAACUGAGGUACAUACUCAACAGUGCCUCCAAGCUUGCUUUUCCACCCCAUCUUGUCCCACAUGUUUGGUUUAGAUGGUCACCUUUAGGGAUGCAAGCUCUCCAGUGCAGCUGACAUGUAUCCUCCCGCUCAUCUCUUCUCCUGGGUCUUUGUGGGUUGCAAAAUCACAUCUCUCCUUUGGCCCUUGACCUCCUCUCUCACACUUGCCUCUUUAUUCCUGGCCUUUCUGCUGGGGUGUGUGACCACAGCAGUGAUGCUGUCACAACUCUGUGUUCAGCAGGAGCUCAGGGAUCCUCUCCAGGCAGAUGUCCCGCUUGUAACUCCCCCGGUCACACAUGUCUGGUGUUUCUGGACCUGGAGGGUGCCAGAAGUUUCUGCAAAGGCUCAACACAUUGCUCCCUGGAAGCCUUUCUCAGCACAUCCCUGGUGGUAUGGCUCUGCCCCAUCUCUUGGUCUUGUUUUCCCUUUUUCUUCUCUUCCUGCUUUCCUUGCCGCUGCUCCUCAUCUCCCACCCAGCAGCUGGACUGCAGAGAGAAGUUUCUUAGCUGGCUACAGCCACUUAACCAAAGGGCCAAGUUCAUCAGGUGAGAUACGUUGGUGCUUUUAGACCCAGGCCAGGGCUCCCAUAUUGCCACGGGCAGAGUCCUGAGUGGACCUUGGCACCAAUGCCUGGCAGCAGGAGUAGGGGUGCUGUAUGACCAGCAGUGGUGGGGUGCUCUCUCCUUCACCUGACUGCACCUCUUAACCCUACAACACAUCAGGUCUGUAAUGCAUCGCAUUUGCAUGAGCACAGCGGUCUGCCCAGCAUCUGGAAAUCCCCAACAAAUGCACAAUUUCCUCUUUCUACCCAGAGAAAAUGUCUGCAUGGGAGAAGAGGACCUGUUGGGGAAGCCUGGAUGCUGGGUACCCUUUUCGCAGUCCACUGGUUUUGACCCUCCUCUGCAACUUUCAUGGAGGAAUUGUGUGUUUUGUGGUUCCUCCUUCUCUGUGUCACUGUGGAUCGGGCUAUGUGUGGGUUUGAGUGUUUAUUUUUCCUGUAAGUCUAUUCAAAGUCAGCAGGAUCUCUAGAGAGCUUGGUGGUGGGUGAAGAGCAGGGCUUGGCCCUGAAGGCACCAUGGUGGCUGAGAUGCCUUGCAUGCUUGAAGGGAAGGGCAGGCUUUGUCCAAGGCUGCUCCUGACGGCAGCAUGUCCCUUGCUCAGGGUGGGGAGAGUUGCUGGGCGAGCAGGGCAGAGGCAGGGAUGACCUUGGAGGCAUCAGCCAUUGCUUUCUCUGCUCAGGAGCUCACGUGUGCAUGGGUAAGAUCAAGUCCAGGAACAUUCCCCAUUCCUCUCUCUCUUACACCAAGCUUGAUCUAGUUGAGGGCACGUCCUGCCGGGAGACCCUGUCCUGGUGGAAGGAUGGCAUCAGAAGUAGCUGGGGCAGCCCCAGGGUCUCAGAGCCACCGAGAGUCCUGGCUGCCUGCCCUGUGUUUUGCAUGCAGGGAUGAGGCACAGCUCUGGGGUGGGAGCGCCCUACACCCAGGGGACAGUGCAUGCCUGUCCCUGGGACCCCUUUGCCGUGAUGCUCCUCUCCCAGUGGGUGCCCGUGCUCUGAGUGGGGGUUUCUCCCCAUGUGUGCAUGAACAAGUGGAUGUGGUGGGCCCCGCAUUGGGGACCGUCGUGCCAUACGGCUCCGUAUCUCUGCGAGACGGGCGGCUCCUGUCUGGCUGAUACCAACUGUUAAAUAAGAAAUAUAUUUAAAUACAUAAAUAUAUGUAUAUUAAAAAAAAUAAAAUAAAAGCAAUGGAGUAUUAAAGGUACCACAUGCAGCA
This is a messenger RNA of Calidris pugnax (ruff), 3690 nucleotides long. It is a transcript of the gene PMM1, whose product is annotated as phosphomannomutase 1. The transcript has 8 exons. Gene Ontology annotation, biological process: protein N-linked glycosylation; GDP-mannose biosynthetic process; mannose metabolic process. Gene Ontology annotation, molecular function: phosphomannomutase activity. NCBI's taxonomy places the organism in Eukaryota, Metazoa, Chordata, Aves, Charadriiformes, Scolopacidae. The record is from RefSeq and is a predicted model, not a curated record. Gene Ontology annotation, cellular component: cytosol. The coding region runs from base 58 to 834 and encodes 258 amino acids.